GUGAAAGUUGAGCAAAAAAGGACAUGUGAACGAACGAACGAACGAACGAACGAAGAGGCCGUGCACGACGAAUCUCACCGACAAUUCUUUUUUGUUCGCAGAAGGCUAUUAUUUUUUUUUCGUUUGUUUGUUUUUAGAAGCGGCUUAUUGUAUAAAAGUCAAAGGCGGCUUAUCAGGACGAGCCCAUCAGCAAUCGGCGGUGGCGCUUCAGAGAAGAGGUGCCGAGAGAAAGAUUACCUCGUCUCUCUUUCUCUCCCUCUCUUCUUCUCUCCCUCUGUCUCUCUUUCACUCACACAUAGACACACACACACACGCUCCGCAGCCGCACCCGAAGCGCGUCCCGCAGCCUUGCUCUCUGUCCAACCUGCCGUAGCAUGGCCAAAUCUAGUAGAGCUACUUUGGCUCUGCUCAUCUACGGGAUCUUAAUGCGCUACAGCGCCCAAUGCACACCCAUCGGAAUGGGCUUCCCCAAUAUGAGGCUAGAAAACGACGUGUUCGGGGACGAGGGAAACUCGUUAAGUGAGCUGUCCUACGAGCCGGACACGAUGAGCGCGCGCAGUGCUCCAGCCCUCCCUGAAGACGCAUACACACUGUACUACCCGCCCGAGAGAAGAGCCGAAACGCAUGCAGACGGAUUGUUAGAUAGAGCCUUGAGGGACAUCCUGGUUCAGUUAUCAGCCCGAAAAUAUCUGCAUUCUCUGACGGCAGUUCGCGUAGGUGAGGAAGAAGAGGAUGAAGAGGACUCGGAGCCACUGUCGAAGCGCCACUCGGACGGCAUUUUCACGGACAGCUACAGCCGCUACCGGAAACAAAUGGCCGUAAAAAAAUACCUUGCAGCAGUGCUGGGAAGAAGGUACAGACAGAGGUUUAGAAACAAAGGACGCCGCUUUGCUUAUUUGUAGCGGAUAGGAAGAAAAGGAAAGAAAGAAAAAAACGCGAGAGAGAGAGAGAGAGAGAGAGAGAGAAAUAGAGCAACUGCCCUCCCUUGUGUCCAUUCAAUCAUACAGUCAGAAGUCUGGUAUCUAACUUAACACUGAGCAGUCAGUCGGUGGAUCUCGCCUGUGUUCUUUUAAACAUGUAUUUUAUGUACGAAGUCAAGCCAUUAAAAAUAUUUUAGUAAGAACA
Messenger RNA from Clarias gariepinus (North African catfish), 1125 nucleotides. It is a transcript of the gene adcyap1b, whose product is annotated as adenylate cyclase activating polypeptide 1b. Gene Ontology annotation, cellular component: perikaryon; neuron projection; extracellular region. NCBI's taxonomy places the organism in Eukaryota, Metazoa, Chordata, Actinopteri, Siluriformes, Clariidae. Gene Ontology annotation, biological process: positive regulation of ERK1 and ERK2 cascade; regulation of protein localization; neuron projection development. Bases 375 to 902 code for a protein of 175 amino acids. Gene Ontology annotation, molecular function: neuropeptide hormone activity; peptide hormone receptor binding; pituitary adenylate cyclase activating polypeptide activity. The record is from RefSeq and is a predicted model, not a curated record. The transcript is spliced from 5 exons.